AUGCAUAUGAACAAAAUGUUAAACGUUGGAAUAAUUGGUGUGGGCAGAAUUGGACGCUUACAUGCUGAAAAUAUUGCUCGUAAUUUUCAAAAUGUGCGAAUAAAAAGUAUUGCCGAUUCGCAUUUAGAUGACGAAAUGAUUUUCUGGGCAAAGAAUCUGGGCAUUCAAUAUUGCACCAAGUCCAACGGAGAUUUACUAGUUGAUACUGACAUUCAGGCUGUCUUGAUUUGUUCACCAACAAGUACUCACUACGACAUUGCGAUUGAUUGUAUACGCACUAACAAGCAUGUAUUUUGUGAAAAACCGCUGAGCAGCAAUAUUCAAGAAAUUAAGGAUGUGAUCUUGGAACUUGAAAAAAGUACUAAUACAAAGCUUAAGUUUCAAAUUGGAUUUAAUCGUCGCUUUGAUCAUAAUUUUCGAGCAAUAAGAGAAGCCAUCGCAUCGAAACAAAUUGGUCAGCCUCAUAUUUUACGUCUAACAUCGCGUGAUCCAUGUCCACCAUCUGUUGAUUACUUAAAACUAUCUGGUGGACUAUUUUUUGACAUGACUAUUCAUGAUUUUGACAUGGCAAGAUACUUAUUGGAUGAUGAUAUCAUCGAGGUUCAUGCAGAUGGCGGUGUCUUAUUCGACUGGAGACUUCACGAAUUGACAGAUAUUGAUACAGCGGUUAUAACAAUGAGAACGUACAAAGGCGCCUUUGUUAUCAUUGACAAUUCAAGACAAGCUGCUUAUGGAUAUGAUCAACGAGCUGAAGUAUUUGGUACAAAAGGACAAGCAGCAAUUACCAAUGAUACAAGUUCAUCUAUUGUUGUGUCAAAUAAUGAAGGCGUGUAUUCUGAAAAGCCUGUACACUUCUUCUUAGAACGCUAUAAACAAUCAUACAUAACCGAAAUUCAACAAUUUUUCGAUGCUGUACUUAAUGAUAAAACCGUGUCUGUUACUGUUAAUGAUAGUUUGCAAGCAGUUAAAAUUGCAAAAGCAGCUCAACGAUCAUUAAAGGAAAAGCGCCGAGUAAAUCUGAUUGAAAUAUCAGACUAUGAAAAACCAGAAGUUAAGGACGAACGAAUCAUAGAGAAAAAUAUAUAUAACACUUCAGCGCAUGGUUUUACCACCCAUUAUUCUUCGGAAAAUAGAACACAUCAACAUGAAUCACCAUCAUAUAUCUAG
Rotaria sp. Silwood2 is the source of this 1167-nucleotide messenger RNA. NCBI's taxonomy places the organism in Eukaryota, Metazoa, Rotifera, Eurotatoria, Philodinida, Philodinidae. The record is from the annotation of a GenBank genome assembly.